Messenger RNA from Momordica charantia (bitter melon), 796 nucleotides. RefSeq names its product E3 ubiquitin-protein ligase. Lineage: Eukaryota; Viridiplantae; Streptophyta; Magnoliopsida; Cucurbitales; Cucurbitaceae. The record is from RefSeq and is a predicted model, not a curated record.
CGACCCGAGAGAAAUGUGCAAAGUUUGAGAAGAAGAGUUGAGAUUGUGGAGGAGGAAAAAACAGAGAAGAAGAAAAGAAUGGCGAUGGAGGAUCUGAGCGAAGAAGAGAGGCGCGCCUUACGCGGCAGCAAGUUCGCGCCCCUGCCGCCCUCUCGCUCCCUCUCAAGGCUGCCUCACCCUGGUGGCCCUAUCAAGACCAACAAGGCUGCGGCUCUUGCCAAGUUUCUCCACAGAAAACUCCACCAAGACCCCCAUGGUUUCUCCUCCAUCGAUCCCAACAUUCUCGACCUCGCCGUUCGUAAUGCCAAAGCCACUCUUCUUUCCAGUGGCACUUCAACCAUUCGCCAUGUGGACACAUUUGAUGACCCUGAGGGCUCUUUCGACGAAGGGGGUGCCAUGAAUUCUGACCCUAAAAAGCAAAAGAAGAAAGACAAAAAGAAGAAGAAGAAGAAUAAUAAGAAUAAAAGGCAAAAGAUUGUGGAGGACUCCGAGUGUGGCAUUGCAAAAAGGCCCAAAGAAAAGAAGUUGAAAUUAUGAGCCCUUCACAAGAUUGGGAAUUGGGAUAAUAACUAGAAAAGGACAGAUUCUUGAGCCGUAAAGGGUUCCUGAUAUUUCGAUCAAGCAGAACUAUUAGAUUCUUGAUUUACGACCCUAUAACACUUGAUUGAAUUGAUUUCUGUUGUGCAAAAGUGUUGUAGUUUCUGCAUCUCAUUCUCAGAUUGCUACACAUUUUUGUUCUCAAAAUCUGAUGCCUUGAAUUCAAUUGUUGGCAAGAGAUGUCUUUUCCCUAUACCUA